GGUGGAGCUGAAGGCUGCCCAUCCAAGCUAAACCUUCCCUGGCCCCUGGUUUGGCCGUGGCCUGGCUGCGGGUGACUGAGUUCACUGAGCCCCCUUUGGCUUUCCCCUACUAGGCAUGCACGUGUCCCAGCCUGCAGUGGUGCUGGCCAGCAGCCGAGGCAUCGCCAGCUUUGUGUGUGAGUAUGGGCCUUCAGGCAAAGCCGCCGAGGUCCGGGUGUCAGUUCUGCGGCAGGCUGGCAGCAAGGUGACUGAAGUCUGCGCUGCGACAUACACAGUGUACAAUGAGUUGGCCUUCCUGGAUGACUCCGCCUGCACUGGCACUUCCAGUGGAAACAAAGUGAACCUCACCAUCCAAGGGCUGAGGGCCAUAGACACAGGGCUCUACAUCUGCAAAGUGGAGCUCAUGUACCCACCACCCUACUAUGCAGGCAUGGGCAAUGGAACCCAGAUUUACGUCAUUGAUCCAGAGCCGUGCCCAGAUUCUGACUUCCUCCUCUGGGUCCUUGCAGCAGUCAGCUCAGGACUGUUUUUCUACAGCUUCCUCAUCACAGCUGUUUCCUUGAGUAGAAUGUUAAAGAAAAGAAGCCCUCUUACCACAGGGGUCUAUGUGAAAAUGCCUCCAACAGAGCCAGAAUGUGAAAAGCAAUUUCAGCCUUACUUUAUUCCCAUCAAUUGAGACGCCCUUAUAAAGAAGAAAGAACACUUUCCAGCUUCCAAGAGCUGAAGCAAUUCUGACUUUUUGCUAUUCCAGCUGUUUUCAUUUAUUUGUGUAUUUUGGGAGGAUUCAUCUCUCUUUAAUACUAAACUGGAUGCCAAAGCCAAAUUAAAUGUACUACAAUUUAAAACAAAGGAGUUAGAAACAGAGCCAGGAUGUUUCUGUCGCAUCAGACCCAGUUUUAGUAAAAGCAUCACUUGGGAGCAAUAUGGGGAUGUAGCAUUACGAUGUGGGAUCAUGGGAUCAAGGAUGUGUUAGGGAAUGGUCUAGCAGAAGCAGCAAAGGAAGGGAGAGGACCUACUGCACACACCUUGUGUUCACACGAGACGUGUGUAGCUGAAAUGAUGUUUUCAAGUUAAAUUUUUAUGCCGUGUUAUUUUUCUUAACAAAUAAUUAUAAGAGGACUUCACAAAUACUCAUGUGGCUAUAUUUUAGCCAGUGAUACCAAAAGUUGUAUUGUACCAAUAUACAUUUUUUAUCUGAUAGUAUUGUGCAUGGGGGUCACAUGUGCUUUUGUGUAUUUGCUGAUGGUUUGAAUAUAAACACUAUAUGGCAGUGUCUUCCCACCAUGGGUUCUGGGAAAGUUCUGUGGAGGGACUCAGGACACUAAUACACCAGGGAGAAUAUAAGGUCACUUGCUAACCAGCUUGGAAGCUGGAAUGAGGCCAUAACCUAUUCUUGCAGACACAUUGGGCUGAAUUGGUGUUGACAUGUGUUUGGACUUUUAUGCUGGCUCCUUUCAAUGGUGUGCAAGGAAGCCAAAGUUGGUGGCAUCUGAAUUAACUGGAUAGAACACCAUUGUCAAGAAGUGACUCAUUUCAGGAGUCAUGUAGGUAUGAACUUCAAGGGAUCUCAGUCCAUGGGGUCCCUGAUUCCUUAAGCAUAGUUAAUGCCAUGGACAGAAAAAGCAGCAGGUGGCAGAAUGGGGUAAUGAAGGUUUCUGAAAACUAACACUGUUGGUGUUUUUUAACUCAAUAUUUUCCAUGAAAAUGCAACAACAUGUAUAAUAUUUUUAAUUAAAUAAAAAUCUGUAGUGGUUGU
Molecule: messenger RNA, 1756 nt
Organism: Manis javanica (Malayan pangolin)
Lineage: Eukaryota; Metazoa; Chordata; Mammalia; Pholidota; Manidae
Source: RefSeq, a predicted model, not a curated record